This is a messenger RNA of Struthio camelus australis, 5657 nucleotides long. RefSeq names its product ubiquitin like modifier activating enzyme 6 (gene UBA6). Lineage: Eukaryota; Metazoa; Chordata; Aves; Struthioniformes; Struthionidae. The record is from RefSeq and is a predicted model, not a curated record. Gene Ontology annotation, molecular function: ubiquitin activating enzyme activity; SUMO activating enzyme activity; FAT10 activating enzyme activity. Gene Ontology annotation, cellular component: nucleus; SUMO activating enzyme complex; cytoplasm. Gene Ontology annotation, biological process: DNA damage response; protein sumoylation; ubiquitin-dependent protein catabolic process.
CUGCUUUUGAAAGGGGAAAAACCGAAAUGUCCAGCAUGUGAAAAUGAAUACCUUUCCCCCAAAGUUCCUGAAACUGUGGUUAACUGUGAGAACUGGCUGAGUUGCAGAUUCGCCAGAGAUAUGUUCUUGGAGACACAGCAAUGCAGAAGAUGGCUCAGUCCCAUGUGUUCCUGAGUGGUAUAGGUGGUCUUGGUGUGGAGAUCGCCAAAAAUAUAAUUCUAGCUGGGGUAAAGGCUCUUACAGUUCACGACACCAAGCAGUGUACGAAAUGGGAUUUAGGGAUCAACUUCUUCAUCCGUGAAGAUGAUAUUACCAGUCAAAAGAACAGGGCUGAGGCCACACUUCAUCAUAUUGCAGAACUCAAUCCAUAUGUCCAUGUCGCAGCAUCAACUGUGCCACUGGAUGAAACCACAGAUCUUUCUUUCCUAAAGCAAUACCAGUGUGUCAUUUUGACUGAAGUAAGCCUGUUGCUGCAGAAGAAGAUUAAUGACUUUUGUCAUGCUCAGCAGCCACCUAUUAAGUUCAUCAGUGCAGAUGUCUAUGGAAUAUGUUCACGUUUGUUUUGUGAUUUUGGUGAUGAAUUUGAAGUGCUGGAUACAACAGGAGAGGAGCCAAAGGAAAUCUUCAUUUCAAACAUCACACAAUCAAAUCCUGGUAUUGUCACUUGCCUUGAGAAUCAUCCACACAGGCUUGAAACAGGACAGUUUUUAACUUUUCGGGAAGUUAAUGGAAUGUCAUGCUUAAAUGGAUCCACCCACCAAAUAACAGUGGUGUCACCUUAUUCCUUCAGCAUUGGGGAUACUACAGAUAUGGAGCCUUACUUACACGGAGGCAUAGCUGUCCAAGUGAAGACACCCAAGAUGUUUUACUUCGAACGGUUAGAGAAGCAGCUAACAAAUCCAGUAUGCCUUGUUGCAGAUUUUAGCAAGCCUGAGGCCCCUCUGCAAACCCACGUUGCCAUGCUUGCCUUGAAUCAGUUCCAGGAGAGCUUUGGUCGCAUGCCAAACAUUGGAUGCCCUCAGGAUGCUGAGGAAAUGCUGAAAAUAGCUGUGUCUAUCAGUGAAACACUGGAAAACAGGCCGCAUGUGAAUGGAGAUGUAGUGAAAUGGCUCUCUAGGACUGCUCAGGGAUUUCUAGCUCCUCUGGCUGCAGCAGUGGGUGGUGUUGCUAGCCAGGAAGUCUUGAAGGCAGUAACAGGAAAAUUUUCUCCAUUGCAACAAUGGCUAUAUAUAGAUAUGUUAGACAUUGUUACACUGCUAGAAAAGACAAGCUGUGAAGAAUUCCUCCCACGGGGAGAUAGGUAUGAUGCCUUGAGGGCUUGUAUUGGAGACUCUCUGUGCCAGAAGCUGCGUGAUUUGAAUGUUUUCUUGGUUGGCUGUGGAGCAAUAGGCUGUGAAAUGUUAAAAAACUUUGCGCUUCUCGGUGUUGGUACGGGGCAAGACAAAGGACUGGUUACAAUUACAGAUCCAGACUUGAUAGAGAAAUCCAACCUCAACAGGCAGUUUCUUUUUCGACCUCAUCACAUACAGAAACCUAAAAGCUAUACUGCAGCGGAAGCAACUCUGAACAUCAAUCCUCACUUAAAGAUUGACUCAUACAUUAAUAAAGUUUGUCCAGCCACUGAGAACAUUUACGGCGAUGAAUUCUAUACCAAGCAAGAUGUGAUUGUGACUGCUUUGGACAAUGUUGAAGCAAGGAGAUACAUUGAUAGUCGUUGUGUAGCGAACCUGCGUCCCCUUAUAGACUCUGGAACUAUGGGAACUAAAGGACACACAGAAGUUAUUGUGCCUCAUCUGACAGAGUCCUAUAACAGUCAUCGGGAUCCACCAGAAGAAGAAAUACCUUUUUGCACCUUGAAGUCUUUCCCAGCUGCCAUUGAGCAUACGAUACAGUGGGCAAGGGAUAAGUUUGAAAGUGCAUUUUCUCACAAGCCUUCGUUGUUUAACAAAUUUUGGCAAACCUAUCUGUCUGCAGAAGAAGUUUUACAGAGAAUAAAAUCAGGAGAGAGUUUAGAAGGCUGUUUUCACGUUAUUAAAACACUCAGUAGGAGACCCCGAAAUUGGACUCAGUGUGUGGAACUAGCAAGAGUAAAAUUUGAGAAAUAUUUUAGCCAUAAGGCUCUUCAACUCCUUCAUUCAUUUCCCCUUGAUACACGAUUAAAAGAUGGAAGUUUGUUCUGGCAGUCACCAAAGAGACCACCUUUUCCAGUGAAGUUUGAAUUUAGUGAUCCUUUGCACUAUGCUUUCAUUGUGAGUGCAGCAAAACUCUUUGCAACAGUGUACUGUGUUCCUUUCACGGAAAAGGAUUUGUCAGAAGAAGUUAUUUUGAAAAUAAUUUCCGCUGUAAAGGUACCGGAGUUCAGACCUUCAAACAAAGCUGUACAGACAGAUGAAACUGCAAGGAAACCGGAUCAUAUUCCGGUCAGCAGUGAAGAUGAAAGAAAUGCUAUUUUCCAGCUGGAGAAGUCUAUACUAUCCAAUGAAGCCCUGGAAAAUGACUUGCAAAUGAAGCCCAUCUCCUUCGAAAAAGAUGAUGAUAGUAAUGGGCAUAUAGAUUUCAUAACAGCCGCAUCAAACUUGCGAGCCAAGAUGUACAACAUUGAACUGGCAGAUCGGUUCAAAACAAAGCGCAUUGCUGGAAAGAUCAUUCCUGCAAUCGCAACAGCUACUGCUGCGGUAUCAGGGCUGGUAGCACUGGAACUCAUCAAAGUUGUGGGUAGCUAUCCAGCUGAUGUGUACAAGAACUGUUUUCUGAACUUAGCCAUUCCGAUAAUAGUCUUCACAGAAACUGCUGAAGUAAGAAGAACUGAAAUAAGAAAUGGGAUAUCAUUUACAAUCUGGGACAGGUGGACAAUUUAUGGGAAAGAGGAUUUUACUCUCUUGGACUUCAUAAAUGCUGUCAGAGAGAAAUAUGGAAUUGAACCAACUAUGGUUGUACAGGGAGUCAAAAUGCUGUAUGUUCCUGUGAUGCCUGGUCAUAUUAAAAGAUUAAAGCUGACGAUGCAAAAGCUUGUGAAACCAUCAGCUGACAAAAAGUAUGUGGAUUUGACAGUAUCAUUUGCUCCAGAGACUGAUGGAGAUGAAGACUUGCCAGGGCCACCAGUGAGAUACUACUUUGUUCAGGAAGACAAUUGAUGGUAGAGAUGCAAAAGUCACUCCAGGACCAUUUGUUUUGAAGGGAGUGUGCUAAUUUUCAGCUAUUAAAGAUGGUACUAUAUGUUUCUUUUUGGUGAAGCCUUAAUUAAAACAAACGGUGAAAAUCAGUGGCUUACACUGAAGACAAACUGGAUUUAUGUUUCAUCUGCUCCUGUUUUCUUCAGACCUGUUUUCUCCAAAAGGAGGAUUGGUCACUCCGUGAAAUGGAACAUCCAGUACAGUCCUUAUGAUAAAGACAAGAUUUAUGUUAAUUUGUGGGGAGCUGAAGAAAGUAAGAACAACAGUGAACCUAACAAGUUAUCCCUGUGUGCAAGUUAAGUGUUGCUUAGAGAAGAGUGCAAAAAUUGGGGAAACUGCUGUUUUAUGAUAUUCCUGGUGUUCUGAGAACAUCUCAAAUUCAUUUCCUAUGUUAUUUCUUUCUAAAACUAGAAUUGCAGCCUUGCCAUCUACACAUGAGGGAUAAUCCAUCCAUAUGUCUAAAAUCCCACAUAAAAGCAGGUGAACUGCUUCGUUAUGUCGGCGCUUUCUUCUGCACUCUUAGUAAUGCUGUAUCUUAGAGCAGCUAUUUUAUGUCAGUCUUAACAUGGAAACAUACAGAGGCAAGUCUCCAGCAGGUGUAAAUUCUCAUAGCUCCCCUGAGGCCAAGAGAGCUGGAGUUGUUCGUUAUCGACACUUAAGACUUUUUUGGAGAAUACUGCAAUAGGGGAAAGUGGACCCUUAGUGGAGAGCUGAGCCAAUACUUUCACGAUAAAACUUUUGUCUCCCAAGAAAGAGAAAACGUUUGGUGUGGUCAAGCCUUUCUGCCCUCACCAAAUGAAAAGCACUGUAGUGAGAGAUGACUUUGAAAGGAGGAAGGGCAAAUGGCCCUGCAGGUUUGUCACUUUCCUCAGCUGCUCCAUUUGGUACUGCUUCCUUAUAAUGAAUGCUUCUGCUGUACGCCUGUCCACAGUGCAAGUCUGAGUUACACUGAACACUUUUUGUCAUCUUCAAUCAGUUGCUUGGAUAUCUAAGUUUGAAGAAUCUAUUUAAUUGGAAAUAAUUAAGGACCAGCUUUGCUGCUGUGGUGAGGAAGAGGUGCAGCACAGAAGCAUCUGUGACAACAUCUGAUUUUUUUCGCUAUCAGUUAAACACUGGAUAGUUGAGCUGAUAGUUCUUUUCUUUUUUUUUUCCUGAUGAUGAUAGAGUGAAAUGAGGUUGGAAUAAAAACCUACUGAACUGGAAAAGCUUUUAAUUUACUUAAGCUUUGGAAAUAGUGACUGCACAGUAUUUUCAUGCAGCUGUUGCAAAAGCUAUUGACUACUUAGAAUUAUUUAUCCUUGAUUAUAAUUUAUUGAGGUUUAGGGAUAUCUUUACAUUUAACUAACAUUAUUGAUCAGUAUUUCCACCCUCCCUUCCUUUUUUCCUUUUCAGUUCGUUGUAGCCAGGAACAAAAGCUAUUAGGCUGGGCACUUGGACACUAAGAUGUAUGGAACUGAAAAGCUGCUAUCAACACAAUUAUUCCAAUAUUUGGGACUUAGUCUUAUGUGCAGUAUAUCUUCUGGAAGAUGUAUAUAGUUUUACAGUCAGUAUAGUUUAUAGAUAUAAUUUUAUAGAAUAAUAAUACUGCUUUGUAAACUAUUUAACUUAUUUAAUUUUUUUAACAACUUAUUUAGAGAAACUUUUUGAAACGGGAGGAAAAGAUGACUACCUUUAGAGUGCAGAGAGGGUGCCAGCAGAAGCAGUAACUGAAGAAUAUUUCCCUGUGGCAGUAUUAAAAUCUAAAUUCUAACUGAAAUCGCUCCUUGGUGAUAACGAUCACUUAAUAAGUAUUUAGGGCAAAUCAAAAGCACUGUCACCUGUCAAAAUUAGAGGCUAGGAAACUUUGAGCAAGUACACUCUGAUACAUUACUGUGAUGUUAACAUCAUGCUUAUACUUUUAAAGUAAGUAGCAUAUAAAAAUAGUAUGAGCCCCUGUACUUUGCUGGAACGUCAUCUGAUGGCCCUCAGGGUUUAAAGUAAGUUUUCAGAUCUAAUUAAUGGAAUGGUGUUAUUAAUGACAGCACAUACAGCUUUGUGAGACCUUGCCAAAAAUUCCAGAUGGAGCUUGGCAGGUAUCAGGGCCAGAAUUAACAGAUAUAGCUGUACCUCUAUAUUGCUCUUAUUGUGCCCAUUUGUUGGAUGGAUGUUUGUUCUAUGGAUGGCUUCUGCUCAGUUAAACAAACGAUGGUAGAAAAUGUGAAAAUUCACAAUGGCUUUCUAUAUUCGUUAACAGACCUUUAAAAUUUUCUGAAUGUAGGUUUACCUAGGUAAAACUUUACAAGUAACCAAAAGAGGGCUUUAUAUGGAAGAACUGUACAUGUUGAGCAGCUGAUUAAAAUUGUUUUUCAUGUUUCAGAAUUUUCUGAAUUGCUGAUGUAAGGGGUGAACAUUCUCAUGUUAGAGGUUGUGCAGAGUGGAGCGAGCUGAUUCAGUGGGACUUUGUUUGAUAUAGCCAGUUUCUCAGUCUGGUAAGCAGCAGCACUA